This is a messenger RNA of Paramuricea clavata, 555 nucleotides long. The record is from the annotation of a GenBank genome assembly. NCBI's taxonomy places the organism in Eukaryota, Metazoa, Cnidaria, Anthozoa, Malacalcyonacea, Plexauridae.
AUGACAAACUGUGAAUUACUUGCACAUCAAAAAGAAUGCUUUGGUAUAGGUGGUAAAACACCAAACAACAUUACAAGUUCAAACGACCAUGAUUCUUCCUACUCAUUAGAGGAGUCAAGUGGUGUUGAAUGUGCUAUGUCCAUGUUACAAUUUCGAAACAUUCUAAACCACGCGAGUAAUAACGGUAGUGGACUUCGUGCUGAUGAUCGAUUCUUUCAUAACGAAAUAUUGAAGUAUAUUUUGAAUGGAGAACAUAAAAUAGCAAAUGAGGUAUUGCAGAAAAGUGAGUUGGAGGGUACUGCAGCACAAUUUGGGAUGGAAAUAGUCCCUAUAGCUCCAUAUGGUAACUGCUUUUUUACUGCCAUUGUGUUUUCAAUUGUUCAGAAUAUUAGCAAAUCUAAUACUGCAAGCAGAUUGUAUGAGAAUUUGGGAAUUCAAUUGUACAAUACAAUGGAAGAAGUUUCACAAACAACUGACAACAGACAAGUUAAAAAGAAACAAAGCUCUGACAUUUUUUACAUAACGUCCAGAAAAACCAAUGCGAUGAUCUUGUGA